AUGCUCUUUGCACUCCUCUCCGUGGCUCUUAUUGCCAGCACCAUGGCAGUUCCUCUCCCGGAACCCGAAGAAGCCAGCACUCCCGUCAUGCUGGCAUACGACGCAAAAGAUGCCCCCGAGGGUGCCACCCCGGUUAUGCUGGCGUACGAUACCGGCUCAGAAAAGCGUUCGACUCCGGUGAUGCUCGCCUACGAUGCGAAGGAUGCCCCCGAAGGUGCAACACCGGUCAUGUUGGCCUACGACGCCAAGAGCAAAAAGCGUUCGACGCCUGUAAUGCUCGCCUACGAUCCCAAGAAUGUCCCAGAGAACGCCAUCCCAGCUAUGUUGGCGUACGAUGCCUGA
Messenger RNA from Aspergillus steynii IBT 23096, 342 nucleotides. RefSeq lists its product as uncharacterized. Bases 1 to 342 code for a protein of 113 amino acids. Lineage: Eukaryota; Fungi; Ascomycota; Eurotiomycetes; Eurotiales; Aspergillaceae. The record is from RefSeq and is a predicted model, not a curated record. The transcript has a single exon.